This is a messenger RNA of Notothenia coriiceps (black rockcod), 4492 nucleotides long. RefSeq names its product exportin 6 (gene xpo6). Gene Ontology annotation, molecular function: small GTPase binding; nuclear export signal receptor activity. The transcript is spliced from 20 exons. Bases 737 to 3523 code for a protein of 928 amino acids. NCBI's taxonomy places the organism in Eukaryota, Metazoa, Chordata, Actinopteri, Perciformes, Nototheniidae. Gene Ontology annotation, biological process: protein export from nucleus. The record is from RefSeq and is a predicted model, not a curated record.
UUGCAGCUAAAGAGGAAGUUACGAAGCGAACCCUGUAACCUGCUGCAAGCUAGCUGUAUCUUUGAGCCGCCCUAAGCACUGAGAAGAGGGAAUAACAGGAACAAGAGCGCAGAGUAUUAUAUAUGUAGUGUUUUUACAAAUGUGCCCGAUGUAUUGUGUGCAUAUUCACCCGCUGUGAAAUUACUAACGGGAAAGGCAAGUUAACAACAGCCAUAGAGAGGCAUGUCUAUGUUUGACAGCUAGCAAAUAAUGCCUUCAUCUUUCUAGAAGAGCUAGCGAGUUAGCCAUCCGCUGCAACGCUAGCAGCUAGCUUCGAGCUAUAGAAAGCUAAUUAACGUUGCACAUUUCUCCGGUGCUUGAGGUAGAUGUUUCACAGAAACAGCGGUUUGUUAUCUUACUCAACGGCAAAUGCAUUUAAACGAGAAUGCCGCUAACUGACCAAUUCGACGUAGCCCUUUCAACCUGAAGCCUAUAUGCUUGGUAGGCGUUUUAUUCUGAUUUCUAGUUAAAUUAAUUCAGUGUUGUUAUUGUAAGUGAAGUCAGCAACGCCAACGAUUUCUAGCUUGUCGUGUGUAGACUAGCAGACCAUGAUGAGCCCCCUCUGCGGUCACGUUAGCCAGCAACACCAUAGCUAACGUUAGCUACACACUUGGCUAGCUAAAGGGGUAAUGUUGUCUUAUAACUGUAAUUAAUCCGUGAAAGACUAAACUGAAGCAAGCAUCUGAGCCAGCUAAACAUGGCUUCAGAGGAGACAUCGCUGCGUGCACUGGAGGGCCUAAUGACCGAGUUCUUUCACAGCUGUACGACCAAUGAGAGAAAGAGAGAAAUAGAAGAGUUGCUGAAUAACUUUGCACAGCAGACUGGAGCGUGGCGCCACUGCUUGUUCUUUCUCUCCAAUACUCGGAAUGAGUAUGUCAUGAUGUACAGCCUCACAGUAUUUGAAAACCUAGUGAACAAAAUGUGGAUCGGCGUUGCUUCACAAGACAAGAUGGAGAUUCGCAGCUGUCUGCCUAAACUCCUACUUGCACAGCACAAAUUGGUGCCCUAUUUUAUCCGUAACAAACUGUGCAAAGUCAUUGUGGACAUUGGUCGCCAGGACUGGCCAAUGUUCUACCAUGAUUUCUUUACAAACACACUUCAGUUGAUCCAGUCCCCAGCUCUGUCUUUGUUGGGGUUGGUGAUGUUGAAAACGACAUCAGAGGAACUUGCGUGUCCUAGAGAAGACCUCAGUGUCUCCAGAAAAGAUGAGCUACGUAAACUGCUGCUGGAGCAGGUACCCACAGUGCUUGGAUUGUUGACGGGUAUCUUGGAGACCUAUUGGGACAAGCACAGUGUCAUAGCUUCAACGCCGCCUCCCUCACCCACCUCUGGGGAAAGUGUGGAGUUGCUGGGCAAUUUGUUUCAGGGCAGCCAGUACUCAAAGCUGCUGUGCCAGCCCAUGGCGGCGCUGGACAACGAGAGUCAGCAGCUCUGUUGUCUGGUGUUGGAGUGUUUAGCUCACCUGUUCAGCUGGAUCCCUUUGUCCACAAGCAUCACACCCACCCUGCUGGCAUCCAUUUUUCACUUUGCACGUUUUGGUUGUGAUAUUCGGACAAAGGCCAAGACAGGAUGCUUCAUCUCCUCAAACUCCUCCUCUUCUAACGGUCAGCUCAAUCCUGGGACAAUGCCCCCCACAUCAAAUGGAGGCGGGCGAAACGGAGAGCAGACGGAGGGCAGCAAGGUGGACCGAGCCCGGCUUGGGGUGCUCGCUAUGACCUGCGUCAAUGAGCUUGUGUCAAAGAACUGUGUGCCAAUGGAUUUUGAGGAGUACCUGCUGCGCAUGUUCCAGCAGACCUUCUUCCUCCUGCAGAGGCUGACACGAGAGAAUAACACUCAUACAGUCAAGACCCGCCUACAGGAACUUGACGAGAGUUACUUGGAAAAGUUCACAGAUUUUCUGCGCCUCUUUGUUAGUGUUCACUUGAGGCGGAUUGAGUCCAGUCCUCAGUUUCCAAUUGUUGAGUUUCUUGGCCUGCUUUUCAAGUACACCUUCAACCAGCCUACCCAUGAAGGCUACUUCGCCUGUUUGGAUAUAUGGAGCGUCUUUUUGGAUUUUCUAACGACCAAAAUCAAAAGCAGACUCGCUGACAGAGAAAGUGUUCUGAAUAGGUACAAAGAUGCCUUAGUUCUUCUGUUAAGGGAAGUUCUGAAUCGCAUCCAGUUCAGAUACAAUCAGGCCCAGUUAGAAGAGCUGGAUGAUGAGACGCUGGAUGAUGACCUACAGACUGAGUGGCAAAGGUACCUGCGUCAGAGUCUGGAGGUGGUUGCCAAGGUGAUGGAGCUGCUCCCAUCCCAUGCAUUCACUACUUUGUUUCCAGUGCUCCAGGAUAAUUUGGACGUAUACCUUGGUCUGCAGCAGUUUAUUGUCACCACUGGAACAAGUCGGAGGCUGAAUAUCUCUGCAGAGAACGAUUGCCGUCGCCUGCACUGUUCUCUCCGGGACCUCAGCUCCCUCCUGCAGGCUGUGGGCCGCCUGGCGGAGCAUUUCAUCGGGGAGGUCUUUGCUGCACGUUUCAAUGACGCGCUGGCAGUGGUGGAGAGGAGGCUGGCGUGGUUGCUGGAGCGCGUCUGCCACUGCUGCUCACUCUCUGGUAAAUUUGGCCACGGGAGCAGCAGCAUGUUGGACAAAGCCCUGCACACCAACAUGUUGAAGAUGUUCCGGACAGCUGGCAGCGUGACCAAGAAGACCGGGCGCACCGUGGAGGUGAUGGAAACCAUCAGAUGGCACGAGGAGAGCAGCAACUUCUCAGAUGUCACCGAUGAGAUGUUGGCCUUCUUCUUGACGCUGUUUCAAGCGUUGCGAGUCCAGAUGGGAGUAGCGUUCACCGGACAGAUCAUUCAAACUUUCCUCGGCAUGUUCACCAGGGAGCAGCUGGCAGCCAGUAUUCUGCAGGAGGGCAGUGCGGGCUGCAGGGUGGUGCAGAAGUUCCUGAAGAUCCUGCAGGUGGUGGUGCAAGAGCCGGGUCAAGCUUUCAAGCCUUUCCUACCCAGCAUCCUCUCUCUGUGCAUGGAGCAGGUGUACCCGGUCGUCGCAGAGGUCAGUUGGCGCUCUCCUAUCUUGAGUUUUAUUUGGUGUUUGUUUCUGUUUGCUUUUGGAUUGAUAAGCAUUCUAAAGAGAAAGACUGUCCAAAAGCCUGGAGAAGACAUCAGAAAGCUUUUCCGGACCUCCAUGCUCUUCCACUUCAUCAACGUGCUAGUGCAGGUACUUCUCCAUAAAAGUCACGACCUUCUUCAGGAGGAAAUCACCGUGGCUAUUUACAACAUGGCCUGUGUCGACUUCGAUGCCUUCUUCUCGGCCUUCAUGCCAGAGUUCCUCAACGGCUGCCAGGGUGUGGACGCCAGCCAGCGCUCUGUUCUCGCACGCAACUUCAAGCUUGAACGGGACUUGCCUUCGUUCACUCAAAGCGUGCAGCGGCUGGUGAACGACCUGCGCUACUACAGACUGUGUAACAGUAGCCUGCCCACUGGCACCAUCAAGCUAUAGCACAAUGACUGAUCCACCACUCCACACAUCAACUAUGAUCUUCAAGGACUGCCUGUGCUGACCACUUUGCUGACUCCUUCUCCAAUGCAGCUUUGCUCCGCCCUCUCAGAGUGAGGGGGAGGAGCCACACGCAGCGUGUUGUUGAGUAAUCAGAGGUUGAAGAUGCUGCUGAUGUUUCUCUCUGAUCUCUACUUUAGUAGGUUGGCGAUGUCUUUUUUCUUUCUUUUUAUUUUUUUUUAAAGCAGCGCCCUCCUCAUGGUUUGCCAAUGAUAAUUUGGCAAGAAAUGUAAACCUGGUCGGCAGUUGGCUUCAGUCCAGACCCCGGAGCAGUCUGAGCAAGGCCUUCUCUCCCACGCCCCGCGACAAAGCCGGCUGGGACUGAGCACUUUCGACUCAUUUUGAGUUUUUUAAAAAUGUCUGCUUAUUCAUUAUGCCUUCGAUUUUUUUCAUCUCCAAAGGAGACGGACUCUCAACUUAAGAUAUUUCAUAUCAUUCCAUUCUGAAAAAGAGAAUCUGCUUGAUUAAUAAAGUGCUUUUUUAGUAAAACUCAGGUAUUGAUUGAUUUGCAAGUGUUGAAACAGUACUGAUGGUGAGAAUAAUGGUUGUAUUAAGAGAUUCAAGACUUUCCUGUAUGUUUACAAUGUUUUGCUUUACACUUGUCAAUGGAAUCUUUUGAAAAUCCCUGUUGACUUAACAUUUUCCAACUACUGAUUAUCUUUUCCACUUUAAUUUUAGGUGUACCUAAAAAAUUAAGAACACUGCUCAAAUAUUCAGAAAGUUAGUUCUGGUCAUGUGACUUGAUCCAUACAAGGGGAUAUGAACUAAUGGAUUUAUUUGUGUUCCCUUUAAACCCCAUUAGUUAUCCUCCCGGAGCCCUUUUUAUUUUUAAGGGGUGACAGGGUAUAUUUAGGCAGAGAGGUCAGGUCAGCAGUUUGUGCCAUCACUGUAUAUAAAGGCACGUUGUCUAAA